CUUCAAGAGCCUGAGAUGUCUGCUUCAGACGAGUAUGCUGAAUUCACCAUCAAAGCCGCUGAGCCACCGUGGGAGAUGAAACUAGCUCUGAUGUGCAGAGUAUUCAGCAGAAAGAAGAAAUUCAUAUGGAUUUUGAACAACAUCAAACCACAAAUCUCCUUUUCUCCCAUUAUCAUCUGUUUUGUUUGAAAACCCAGUGGACAGUUUCUGACAAGAAAUGGGGAUUGUUACAAACCUAGAGAUUAUAUCUAACACAUUCUGGAGGAAAAUGUAUAUUUUUUUUACAAGGUUAUUGAAUGCUUGACAUGUCUAAUUAUGGUGAAAUUUAAAGGAAUAGUUCACCAAAAAUGUAAAUUAUUAUAUACUUUACUCACUCAUGCCAUCCCAAAUGUGUGACUUACUUUCAUCUGCUGAACACAAACAAAGAUUUUUUGAAAAUAUCUCAGCUCUGUAGGUCCACACAAUGCAAGUGAAUGGUGAACAGAACUUUGAAGCUCCAAAAAGCACAUAAAGAAAACAUUAAAAAGUCACCCAUACGACUCCAUCUUCAAGAAAUUUGACUGGUGUGGGUGAGAAACAGAUCAAUAUUUAAGUCUUAUUUUUUACUAUAAAUCUCCACCUUUGAAUAUUCACAACCAGUAGGUGGUGAUAUGCACAAAGAACACAAAUCGACAAAAGAAGAAGAGUGUUCGGAAGUGAAGAUUUAUAGUAAAAAAAAGACUUAAAUAUUGCUCUGUUUCUCACCAACACCUAUCUUAUUGCUUUAGAAAGUAUGGAUUAAACCACUGGAGUCAUAUGGAGCACUUUUAUGCUGCCUUUAUGUCCCUAAUGGAGCUUCAAAGUUCUGGUCACCAUUUGCUUGCAUUGUAUGGACAUACAGAGCUGAGAAUAAUCUUUGUUUGAAUAACGAACCUCACACAUCUGGGAUGGCAUGAGGGUGAGUAAAUGAUGAAUUUUCAUUUUUGGGUGAAUAUUUUCCUUUAAAUGGAAGUACUGAAUCAAAUUCUGCUGUAAUAGAACAUAAUAAACUGGUAUGUCAGAUUUGAACACAAGCCAAAGUAGUAGACUUUUUACAAUUGCCUUAUUUACUAUAAAAUUCAUGCAGUCGCUAGCUAUUUAUUUAAUUUUUAUUUUUUUUAUGCAUUUGGCAGAUGCUUUUAUCCAAAGUGACUUACAGAGCCCUUAUUACAGGGACAAUCCCCGGAGCAACCUGGAGCCUUGCUCAAGAACACAAUGGUGGUGGCUGUGAACCAGCGACCUUCUGAUUAUCAGUUUACCAGUUAUGUGGUUUAGACCACUACACCACCAACACUCUAUUUAUGGUACUGUUAACCCAAGGGACCUCAGUUUUUAAAACAAAGGACUACAAUGAUAUGUGUUGUAUGAUGUAGGCGUUGUAUGAUGUAGGCUACUGCUGGUGGAUGGCUAAUUUUAUUUUACACAAAGAUAAAAAAAAAUAUGAAUAGAUUGUAAUACAUGCAUGGGUAGAUUUUAUUUUAAGUUCUAUUUGUAAAUAUUUUCGAAAAAUGGUUGCCUUUUCAAAAUAAAUGCGUUGCAUGGACUUCGAUAUUCAAUGUUUAAAGUGUAAAUUUAAACAGUACAUUUAAAACCCCCAAAAACACGUGUUGUGGAAAUGAUAUGUGAUCUAGGACCUUUAUAAAAUGCAUGGCACCAGAGACACUCGCAGCCUCGUUUUCAUUCCCGUCAAAAAUUAAAUACGGCGUUACUCUGAAGAAGGUAUAUAUGGGGCUAUAUUUCUAGCUAACAUCUUAACUUUGACUGCCGCUGUGUUGGUCUAUUUCGACCGAGACUCCAGUUCACCAGAGAGCACUAACACAUCGUUACAUUCAAAGAGCAAUUCAUGAAAAUACGAGGAAGAGACCGCACGCAUGCGCACUGGCGAAGCGACCCUCGUCUCGUGAGCCCGAAUAGGCUUAGUUAAGUCAUUCGUUGACCUAAACAAACCGAAUUUGAGUUUCAUUUCAUGCAUGAAACCUAAUAAUAUAGUAAUUGCUUUUAAAAAAACAAAUACAAGUAAUAGUCGCGCUGGACUGAGGCGUUUGCUCCAGCAAGAGGGUUAAUUAACAAGGUAACGUGUUGCAACAGUCAAGUUGCGAACGAGUCACUAGAAUAAAGUGGACACAACACAAGAGCGACUCGAGUUACAGAGAACAGUCAGAAAACACGAGAUCGGCCAGUCUUAAGAGUCCUAGUGUACUUGUACGUAUCUGGAGGUUUGUAGUGAUAACGUGGCACAAAUCUCGCCAAGAUGGAGUUUGCUGCGAUUCUUGUGCUAUCAGUAUUAAUAGGUGCGCUGGUUAUUUUAGUGGCUGUUGCUGUUGGCAGACAGAAAAGUGAAUUAUCUGAGCAGAAUGAACAGAACAAAGACGCAGAUGCACAAGUGGAGGAAAAUGCAACUAAAGCACCUUCCAAAAAGCAGAAGCAACAGCGCCCCCGUAAGGAGAGACCGCAGCAGCACACAUUCACACACCAACUGCUGGCUUCUGCUCUAAAGAGUCACAGUGGCAAUGUGACCUGCCUGGAUUUUAGUAGCAACGGAAAAUAUCUUGCGUCUUGCGCAGAUGAUCGUACCAUCAGGAUCUGGAGCACCAAAGACUUCCUGGAGCGAGAUCACAAAAGCUUACGGGCCAACGUAGAGUUUGACCAUGCCACGUUUGUCCGGUUUAGCCCCGACUCUCGAGCCUUCAUCACUUGGCUGGCCUUCGGAGAGACCAUUCGCAUCUAUAAGAUGAUUAAAAAGGAGGAUGGGACAUUCAAUUUUAAAGCUGCUCCAGAAGAUUUUCCACAGAAGCACAAGGGGACCGUUAUUAACAUUGGAAUUGCAGAGACAGGUAAAUUUAUGAUGUCUGCCUCUGUUGACACCACCAUUGUGAUCUGGGAUCUGAAGGGAGAGGUUUUAGCUACUAUCAACACUAAUCAGAUGACCAACUCGCAUGUUGCUAUUUCUCCGUGUGGCAGAUUUGUUGCUUCCUGUGGUUUUACUCCUGACGUGAAGGUGUGGGAGGUUUGCUUUGGGAAAAGUGGGGAGUUCAAAGAGGUUGCUCGUGCGUUUGACCUUAAGGGACACUCAGCUGGCGUUUACUCCUUUGAUUUCUCCAAUGACUCCCGCAGAAUGGUGACUGUCUCUAAAGAUGGGACGUGGAAGCUGUGGAACACUGAUGUGGAGUACAAGAAACAGCAGGAUCCAUACUUGCUCCAGACUGUACCAUGCCAGGUGUCAGAGGGGAGCCGCAUAGCCCUGUCUCCUGAUGGUCGCGUAGUAGCCAUAUCAAACGGUUGUGAUAUAGUCAUGUACAAUGCCACCACUGGCGAAUUGGAGGAAAAGUUCCACAGUGUUCACAGCGAAGAGAUAACCAACCUUAAGUUUGACGUAAACAACCGUUUCCUAGUGAGUAGUGGGGACCGUGCCAUUUGUGUCUUUCACAAUGUAACCGGUUACCGUGCUGCCAUCCAGGACAUGCAGGUCAUGUUGAAGAAAGCCUCAAAUGAAGGAAUGAGGCAGAGACUCCAGCAGCAGAUUGUGGAUGCUCAGACAGCUCUGGACACUGUGCUUAACGCACCAAAGAACUAAAGGUUGCUUUGUGAACAACUCACACUGGAUCUGUUGACUGCGAUGCCAGUCUGUUUUCAGUUUCAAAAUGAAGUGGCUUUGGCAUGCUGAUAUUAACAAAUAAA
Messenger RNA from Xyrauchen texanus (razorback sucker), 3696 nucleotides. Its product is annotated as transducin beta-like protein 2. Gene Ontology annotation, biological process: endoplasmic reticulum unfolded protein response. The transcript has 9 exons. NCBI's taxonomy places the organism in Eukaryota, Metazoa, Chordata, Actinopteri, Cypriniformes, Catostomidae. Gene Ontology annotation, cellular component: endoplasmic reticulum. The record is from RefSeq and is a predicted model, not a curated record. The coding region runs from base 2270 to 3592 and encodes 440 amino acids. Gene Ontology annotation, molecular function: protein binding.